UUUUUUGUUCCUGAACUAAGCAUUCAAUACCAAUUUGUUUAUUUAUUUGAAAAUGGUGCGCAAUCAACGGAACAGCCCUCGCAAAGUGAUUGCUGUUGACUUGGAUGAGGUCCUUGCGAGGACAUCGCUAGCGGUUGCAGAGUUCCACAACGAUACAUAUGGAACAAAGCUUACGAUGGACGAUUUUAUUUCGUAUGACUAUACCAAGAUCUGGGGCGGUACUCGUGAGGAAUCGAUUGCCAAGUGGAGGCUCUUUUUCGAUUCACCUUACUUUCUAAAAGUUGAACCCGUAGAAGGAAGCUUGGAGACAUUGAAGCUCCUCAAAUCUCGGCGUUUUAGUUUAGUGAUUAUCACAGCACGGCAACAGUUUGUGGCGGAUUUAACAAAAAAGUUUGUCGAUCGUCAUUUCCCUGGCAUUUUUGAAUCCAUUUACUUUGCAAACCAUUUCUUGACCGAGCAAGAGAAACUGACCUUCAUCUCCAAGCCAAAAUCUGUCAUCUGUCGAGAUGUUCACGCUCAACUCUUGAUUGACGAUUCAUUAGAGAAUGCAAUCGAGGUGGCCAAGGCCGGUGUUCCGGUCCUUUUGUUUGAUUUAAAUGGAAAAUACAAAUGGAACAAGUUACCAGAGGGGCAGGACAUGUUGCCGGAAAAGAUAACUAGAGUUCAUAGUUGGAAAGAUAUCCAGGCAUGGUUCCCUCGGCCCAGAUCUCCUCUAUCAACCUUGUGUUUGAGUAGAGAUGAUCAGGUUUCAGAGGAAGAAGAGGAAGGAGAAGGAGAAGAUGACGGGAAGAUUUCGGAUUCUGAGGAUGAAGAAAUGGAUGAAGAUGAAAUUCUGCAGCAGCAACAACAACAUCUAUAUUAUGGCCAUCAGCAUCAUCGAAAUAUUGACUCGGAUUCGGAUUCGGAUGAGGACGACAUGAUAGUUAAGCGAGAACAAGAAGAUAUAGAGGAGGAAGAGGAGGAUCAGCAUAGCGGUCGAACUUUGAGAAGGCGUAAACUCACGGCUGUGGACUUCAGUAGCUCCGAAGAGGAUGAGGAUAUAGAUCUCAAAAAUGGACGUGCUAUUAAAGGAGAUAGCAUGGAUAGUGACUUUGAUCUUGAAAGCGGACAUGGAGUCCGUCACAUUUCUCAUGAGGAGCUGGAGCGAUAUCGUCAUCAGCAUGAGAUCAUGAAUGUGAAUGAAUCAACUGGUAUGGAGGUGGAGAUGGAGACGACUAUAAAUACUACAGCAUCAUUCGCACAGAUCACUAGUCCUACAAUGUCGACUACUACAACAACAAUGUCUGGUCAGGUAUCAAUAGCAGCUGCAACUGCGCUCGAAGUUAAUUGCCAGUCCUUCUCUGAAGCCUCAGCAACAGUAACAAUAGCAUCGACAUCUCUAGAUGCCAUGGCAGUUGAAGGGUUGUCGAUCAAGAGCCCUCCGCACCAGGUGGACAGUGCAAUUAACAUGGAGAUGGAGGAUGUUCCUCUUUCGUAACGAAAUUGCAUUUGCUUAUGUCUUUAACUCCAAUCUUUUUCUUUCUUUCUCUCAAAACAUAAUCUUUUGUUCUGUUGUUCCAUUGUUCCUAAACUAUAGAUACCUGGCAUUUUUCAAUUAAAGUACACAUAAACAUUCCAG
This is a messenger RNA of Lobosporangium transversale, 1618 nucleotides long. RefSeq lists its product as hypothetical. Bases 53 to 1477 code for a protein of 474 amino acids. Gene Ontology annotation, biological process: deoxyribonucleotide catabolic process. NCBI's taxonomy places the organism in Eukaryota, Fungi, Mortierellomycota, Mortierellomycetes, Mortierellales, Mortierellaceae. Gene Ontology annotation, molecular function: 5'-nucleotidase activity. The transcript has 2 exons. The record is from RefSeq and is a predicted model, not a curated record.